Messenger RNA from Diaporthe amygdali, 750 nucleotides. RefSeq lists its product as uncharacterized. The coding region runs from base 1 to 750 and encodes 249 amino acids. The transcript is spliced from 2 exons. NCBI's taxonomy places the organism in Eukaryota, Fungi, Ascomycota, Sordariomycetes, Diaporthales, Diaporthaceae. The record is from RefSeq and is a predicted model, not a curated record.
AUGGACAUUGUCAUUUGCGAUGACGAGGAACAUUCAGAGAAUCCGCCAACGAUUGAGAGUCCGACCGCGACCUCUCAGAAUUCGGAGAAAGAUGCGAAGAAGGAUGCAACUGGGCCCAUGAGAGUCCUUGUUCAGACCAGGACCCAUCUCGUUCCUGGAGACGGCCAUGGUAAAAAGGUUUUGUCGAUGCUUCACCGGAUCUGUCUCCACCAGUGGGGUCGCAAUUUCAACCCCUACGAAGACCGUUCAAACACUUACGGAGACGAGUUUGGCUACAAUGAUCGCCUCUGUUUUUUUCUUGUCGACCAUGGCGAAUCGCCAACGGGGAGCGAUGACCCCACUGAGGUCCCAAUGACUGUGUACGAGUGGGAUGGAGAGUCACUUCAGCCCUUUCCAGGUCCGCUACCGAAUGAAGUACAGGAACGACUCAAGAAGUAUCGUUUCAAACCAAAGGUGACCAAGGAAAACAUGUUACCGCGCCACGAAGAUCUGCCGCCCGAAGAGAGACGGCGAAGCAUAAAAAGAAUGAUGCGCCGCGAAACCCACCCCCCAGAAAGUGAUCUUCAGUUCCUCAGAGAUCACCCCCAGCAUGCUGAAUGGCUGAAAGCUAAUCUUCGACCCCGAUUCUGGGACAAGCUCCAGAACAUGAUCAAGGAAAGAGACCACAGGGAUGUGCUCCAUGACCAAAGCUCGCGAGAUCUUGACACCCAGAACGCCGAUGGAAAUGAUAGAAAUAUUUCAAACGAUUGA